Xyrauchen texanus (razorback sucker) is the source of this 3180-nucleotide messenger RNA. RefSeq names its product neuroepithelial cell-transforming gene 1 protein-like. The transcript has 11 exons. NCBI's taxonomy places the organism in Eukaryota, Metazoa, Chordata, Actinopteri, Cypriniformes, Catostomidae. Gene Ontology annotation, molecular function: guanyl-nucleotide exchange factor activity. Bases 28 to 1848 code for a protein of 606 amino acids. Gene Ontology annotation, biological process: intracellular signal transduction; positive regulation of Rho protein signal transduction. The record is from RefSeq and is a predicted model, not a curated record.
ACAUUUUGCAAAAGUCCACUGUUUUCAAUGGAGGAAAACGAAGAAUGUCAAGUCCAGAUGCCAGAGACGACGAAUGAAAGACCGAAGAGAAAUAAAAGAAAGUCGUCGUUGGCGGAUUUGGACGCGUCCCCGGAUCGCAAUUUCAAACGGCCAUCUUUGAGAAGAGGAAGUUCUUUCACCAUUUUGACACCUGGACCCCAGUGGGACUUCACUUUGAAACGCAAGCGCAGAGAGAAGGAUGAUGCAGAUGCUGUCAGCCUGUGCAGCUUUGACUUUAAGGAACCCUGUACUAAGCGUGUGCGGCCGCUGGGCCGAGUGACCUCGCUGGCGAACCUGAUCUCUCCUGUGAAGAAUGGGGCCGUCCGACGCUUCGGCCAGACUCUCCAGGCCUCUUUCCGGGGUGACGGACGGUCUCCGGGCGUGCCCCAGCAGAAGCCCUGCAGCAAGGCAGCGGCCCCUACACCACCAAAACGCCGCAACAGCACACUCUGGUCCGAGACCCUGGAUGUCCACCAGAAAGGAACCUUUUCCUCCAAGGAGAUUAAGAGACAGGAAGCAAUUUUUGAGCUGUCUCGAGGAGAACAGGACCUGAUUGAAGACCUGAAGCUUGCUCGAAAGGCGUACCAUGACCCAAUGUUGAAACUUUCGAUCAUGUCUGAGGAGGAGUUGACAGCCAUCUUUGGAGACUUAGAUGCUUAUAUUCCUCUUCAUGAAGAUCUUCUCGCUCAGCUGGCCAAAGCUACAGGCCAGGAUGGUACAGUGGGACAGAUCGGCAAGAUUGUUGUGGACUGGCUGCCAAGGUUAAAUGCGUACAGGGGAUAUUGCAGUAACCAGUUGGCUGCCAAAGCCUUGCUAGACCAAAAGAAACAAGACCCAAGGGUGCAGGACUUCCUACAACGCUGUCUAGAGUCGCCUUUUAGCAGGAAACUGGACCUGUGGAGCUUCCUGGACAUCCCUCGCUCACGACUGUUCAAAUACCCACUUCUUCUGAAAGAGAUUCUCAGACAUACACCAUCAGAUCACCCAGACACAGCCAGCCUUGAGCAAGCGAUAAGCAUCAUUCAAGCUGUGUUGGCUGACAUAAACAUGAAGAAAGGAGAGUCUGAGUGCCAAUACUAUGUCGAUAAGCUGGAAUAUCUGGAAGAUAGACAGAAAGACCCAUGCAUAGAGCAUUGCAAGAGUCUGUUAUGCCAUGGGGAACUCCGCAAUAAAAGCGGCACGAAGCUGCAUGUGUUCCUCUUCACAGAGGUUCUAGUCUUGACGCGGCCUGUAAUGCGGAAUGAUCGUCAUUGCUACCAGGUGUACCGCCAGCCAAUUCCGGUGCAGGAUCUUGUAAUGGAAGACCUGCAGGAUGGAGAUGUGCGCAUGGGCGGUUCAUUUAGAGGGGCCUUUAUUAAUGCAGAUAAAGCCAAAAACAUCUUUCGGGUGCGCUUCCAGGACCCAGCACAGGGUCAGUCCCACACACUCCAGGUCAGUGACAUCUUCCACAAGCAGCAGUGGCUCAACUGUCUCCGCACUGCCAUGUCCACCCAGAAAGACUCCGCAAUCCCAGAGAAUGACUCCCCGUCCACCCCCACCACCGCAGACGUGUGCACCAAACGCCGCUCAUCCACAGCCUCCACCAUCAUGCAUAUGGAAGAAUCAGAUGAGAACUGCCUACAGGGUGCAGUGUCUGCCCCCUCGUCCCCCAGCUCUGAAUCGCCCCCCAGCCCCACACCUUCAACAACCUCCACCCUCUCGUCUUCCUCUUCAUCAUCCUCAUCUUCCGCCCCCUUCCUGCCCCGCAAAUCCAAAAAGGACAAGCACUCACUCUGCUCAUUGGGCAAGAGGAAGGAGACUAUGGUGUAAAAGGCAGACUCAUAAGAGGACUGUGCUAUCCCAGGGUGCAGUGGUGUAGAUGGAGUUGUAUCAUAUGGAGGACUUGUAUUUAUGUGUGUGUAUGGACUGUGUGCUUCUACAGCAGUGUUUUUGUGUUACUGUCCACAAUGGCAGCUAUCUUUACCAUGGCCCAACCCAAAUCCCUCCCUGGUCCACAUGGGCUAAACCAGUACCAGAAAGACAGUAUUUGUGAGGCGAAUGUGUGGAUCUCAAGGGAUCAAAGAUGGAAGAAACACUUUACAUCACAAUCAAUGUUGAUUUGUGUGAAUACAUUUUGAUCGCACAUAUAGUCUUGUUUACUGUUAGUUUGGUAAUAUUUUGUUAUUUUAUUAUAAAUAUAAAUUUUUUAUGUAAUUAAAAGUUUUACUUUUUUUAAAGCAUCAAGGCAUUUACUGUAGCUCUUUUUUGUUUUUAUUAAAAGCACUGUGGUAGCUGAAGAAAUAUGACAGAAGGGACAAACACCCACUGAGAAAAAAACCAAUUAAAUAUCCAAGGCACUGAAUACUUUGUAAAAAGUCUGAUUCAUUGCUUUACUGGAAGGCAAGUCUUACAAGUACAUUCCCAUUUUAUCAGCUCCGUUUUAUAUUUAAAUCAGAUGGCAUUAUUUUUCUCUAAAGAAAAUAGGAAAACUAGCAACGUUCAGUAGCAAUAUGAUUUCAAAUGUCCAAAUGGAAAAUUCUUACUCAUACAAAAUUGAAACAUGAGCCAUGUUUUUUUGUUUUUUUUAACCCUACCAAAAAUGAAAAUGGAUGAAUAUUCAAAUGUUGCAUCUUGCAUGGAGCUUUACUUGUUGAGUCCUUUCUGCAUUAUCAUGUGGGCCCAGUGCAUGUGCAUGCUUGUCAAACCAGAAGUUCACGUAGAAAGGACCAUCAUGUAGAAGAAUAGUCGUAUGUUGAAUGAGGGCUUGAGAAAUGUUGAUGUGAAACAAGAAAGAAACUUUGGAGUUGAGUUGGAUAAGACUAGAUGGACUUGAUGAUUGGCACUACUAGAAAUGAGCAACCAUUCAUAGAUAUUGGUUUGCUGUCAUUUCAUUUUUGUGGUGUCUUCAUGAAGUGGGAAGGUUUGACACACUGAUAUAAAGCCAGUGUGAAUGUUUUUGAAAAAGAAAGAUGUAAAGUAUGUUGAAGAGGAGAAAUUGUUGAUGGUUAAAGAAUGUCACUUCAUAAUGUGUAAGUUUGUAAAAAAAUAAGUUUGUAAAGGAGGCAGAAGGGAUUGUACAUUAUUGAGAAGUACUGCGGUUGCCUGUAUGUAUGUGGUGCAAAAAACUAUUAAAUGAACAAUAAAGGUCUGUGUAAGAUUUGC